AUGCAACUUGAUAACGGAAAUGGCUUCAUCGGAAUACUCAGCGCAGAACUACAAUCCAAUAUCUUGGAAGAAAUGCCUCUCCCCGACCUAAUCACGUUCGCAAAAACAAGAAGGCAGAAUCAAGACGGUAUCGCGUAUUACAUGGCAAUGCGACGUACAAAACUAUUCAUGCGUUUCGUCGACGACACAAAUGCUUUGAUUGAAUUGCUGGAUCGCACCGGAACUGUAAUAUCGGGAUCAAGUGCGCUGAGCCUUGUACAACCAAAACGCCGAGCUAUCGUGGUGCGAGACUUGGAUGUGUACACCACAGAGAAGUUUGAGGAUGAGGUGUUGAAACAUUUUGUUGAAAAAGAGAGAUACGAGAAGAAACUGGAGGUCCCGAGGAAGACGGAAUACGAGUCUACUGCAAUCACAAAGAUCUACAAAUUGCAAAACGGUCAAAAACAAGUGGACGUCAUCGUCAGCGACUGGAGCUGCACACUUGCUCCCAUUCUCGAGUUUCACUCAACCGCCGUUAUGAACUACAUCACCGCGCGCUCCAUCGUCUGCUUGUAUCCCCGUUGGACGGCUGCCAACAAAAGCAUGAUCAACCCGCGUUUAUAUCUCCAAAACAAGACCCAUAUGCGUACCGUCUACGUGUUGAUGAAGUACCGGAAACGAGGAUUUGACCUGAGUGCAGAUGCUUUGUAUUUCGGCGACCAUCUUUGCGAGGGAGAAAAGAACACUGGCGGAAAAGAUGGGUAUUGUCCUCAUGUAAUCCGCAGCACGGUGGAUGACGAAGUGAUAUCAUGGAACUUCGGGCCGACAAAAAUGUUGGGAAACACAACAAUCACGUGCCAAGAUAUGCCAAUAAUGGUUUGGUGUCUCGGAGGUCAAGAGUGCGUUGAAGGAGACAAAGAGAUAACACUUUCUUUUGCACUCGUAUCAGCGUAA
Molecule: messenger RNA, 933 nt
Organism: Suillus clintonianus
Lineage: Eukaryota; Fungi; Basidiomycota; Agaricomycetes; Boletales; Suillaceae
Exons: 1
Coding region: 1-933 (310 amino acids)
Source: RefSeq, a predicted model, not a curated record